UACUACCUGCACUACUGGAGACGCUUCUGAAGGACCUCCUUUCAGCUUCACAACUUCAGAAACACAAGAUGGCGAAGGCGGGCUUUAUCUGCUGCCGAAGCGCGAAUGAACAGGAUGUGGCAAAAAGUUUCUUUGGCUUGAUAGAACUGGAGGUCUGGGAACCUAAUGAUGACCCACGGGAGAAAGACGCCAAACAUCGUAGCUGUAGAUUUUUAUCUCUUACUAUGCCGUUUGAUGAUCUGACAACGGAUGAGAACUACAUGCUGGAGAUGACGCGGCUAAGAACCUUCCUGGUCUGACACAGCGAAUGCAGAGCAUCCUUUGGAAUUCACCCAACUUGUCUCGCCUCUCUGCCGGAAAAUCCUUGUGAUGAGGAUCCUAAAAACAUAUGUAUUUCAGUUGUAUCUAAAGCAUAUCCACGUGUAAUUGUCUAACAAUUGUU
This is a messenger RNA of Lagopus leucura (white-tailed ptarmigan), 442 nucleotides long. RefSeq names its product baculoviral IAP repeat-containing protein 5.1-like. The transcript is spliced from 4 exons. The record is from RefSeq and is a predicted model, not a curated record. Lineage: Eukaryota; Metazoa; Chordata; Aves; Galliformes; Phasianidae. The coding region runs from base 69 to 299 and encodes 76 amino acids.